CGUUUUUCCAAAUAUAAGGAAACAAGUGAAACCAAAUUCAUUGUAAACAUUUUCUAGAAUUGCAAUAUAGAUCGGAAACAACGUCCAACAAUGGCAAUGGUUAUUGAACAACUACAAAUCUCCUUGGAAUUUCAAAUAGAUCAACAAUUGUUUCCACCACCUGAAAGCCACCACAUGAAUCAAUCACUUGAAAAUAAUAAUAGCCAGAGUAAGAAGAGUGAUCAUGAUUUUGAUUUCGAUUGGGCGAAUAGUGAUAGAUCUAAUGUUGAGGAUGAUGAUAAUUAUUCUUUGUCGCCACCCUUGAAUGAUGGAGGUGAUUCUUCUUUUAUUGUAACAAACAUAAUUAUGAAAGGUGGUCCGGGAAUAAAAGAGUUCCAAAUAAUUGGGGAUGCUAAACCUGGAGGUAAACUUCUAGUGUGUGGAUUUACAUUGCGUGGGACCUCACGAUGCAUGUUUCAGUGGGUUCGUUACCAUCGAGAUGUUACUUUUGAGUACAUUGAAGGAGCCACAAAUCCAGAGUAUGUAGUUUCAGCUGAUGAUGUUGAUAAACUUAUUGCUGUUGAAUGCAUACCAAUGGAUGAUCAUGGUCGUCGGGUAAAAAAAAUAUUCAAAUCUAUAAUUUUUAAAUUCAAAAUCUAUACCAACUUUUAAAAUUUUAGCUAGAUAUAUAAUAUGAUAUAAAAUAGUUAAAGAAUAAUAAAUUAUUUUCAAUGGCACAAAACUAAAUGAAAAAGUAGCCUUCUAUUAAGUUGAUAUAAUCAUCAAGUUUUCUUUUUAAUUAAAUAUUUUAAUCAACAUACAACAUUAUAUAUGUGAUAUGGUACGCAAUUUAAGCUGUUAAUUCUUUAUAUUUUAAUACAAUCGUACUUUUUUAUUUUGGAGUUUUGGGUUGAGCUUGAGCCCCAAUACAUUUUUGCUGAUUCUGUUUUAAUUUUUAUAAAUAAUAAUACAAUACAUAUUAUUAAAAAACUAUAUUUUCAAUAUGAUAAUCUAAAUUUUGGGUAUGGAUGCGAAAUAUUUUGAGAAACUUUGUUGUUGUCAGGGGGACAUAGUCCGACUUUUUGGCCAAUCCACACACGCACACACGGAAUCUUCAAAGUUAUCUUU
Messenger RNA from Lactuca sativa (garden lettuce), 1107 nucleotides. RefSeq lists its product as uncharacterized. Gene Ontology annotation, cellular component: plasma membrane. Lineage: Eukaryota; Viridiplantae; Streptophyta; Magnoliopsida; Asterales; Asteraceae. The record is from RefSeq and is a predicted model, not a curated record.